AUGAGCCAUGAUAUUUCCCCCACCUUGAGCCUUUUGUAUGCACUCCAGGUCACUGUGAAGCUACACGUGUUGACCCCCAGCACCCCCAAGGCGGCAGAAGUUUCUGCGCCAGCUAAGAGCCCCACAGGGGGCCCGCAACUGGAGCAGCUGGAGCACUGCGCCAAAGAGCCCUCGAGAAAGCGCCAGAGGCAUGCAGCAGGGGAAACAUGUGCCCAUAGGCCCCAAAGGCCUCGGGGAGUGGCUCGCUGCGAAGGAACUGGCAGAAGGAAGUCCCUUCAGGGGGCACCUGAGCGCCUUGCGGGUGCAGCUGCUGCUGCUGCCCCGCCGGCAGCCGCAGCAGCAACUCCCCCCACUCCCACAGCAGCAGCAGCAGCAGCAGCAGAAGCUCUUGAACAUCACCAGCCGGAAGCUGCUGAAGCAGAAAGCGAAGAAAACGUGCAGCCAGAAGACUCUGUCUCAGGCUCUGAGCACCUCAGCGCGGCCGCUGGAGAUUCUGCUGCCCUAGAAAAUGGCCGCAGCAGAAAUGGCCGCAGCAGCGGUGCUGCUUCCCCCACGGACUCCCCUGCUAUAUCUUUGCAGCUCGAUAGUGGCUGCCAAGGCCAGCACUACGCAGUGCCUCUCUCCAGCCUCAGGCGCGCUCUCUUCCUUUGCCUCCGAGACUUGCGCUCGGCAAACGGAGGGAACUCUCCAGCUGCCCCUGGGGGCGCGGGGGCCUCAGGAGGGGCCCCCGGGAUCUCAGGAGGGGCCCCCGGGGCCUUAGGAGGGGCCCCCGGGGCCUUAGGAGGGGCCGCCGGGGCCUCUGGAGGGGCCCCCGGGGCCUCCGGGGCCUCAGGAGGGGCUCCCGGGGCCCCGGGCGAGGCUGCAGCCCCAGCUGCGCCGGCGUCAGCGCCAGUUCGUUUUUCCAGCCAUGUUCUGAAUGUCAUAGAGGCAAACGAUGCUGCUGAUUUGUCUCCUUAUGUGGAGAUCUUCUCCGUUUGUCUGAACUUGGGAGUUUCGCCGCGGUGUCUCUCUCCAGAGGCGCAGCAGCUGAUGGUGGACUGCCUUGCUGCACUCGAUGCUGCUGGCUACAGCGUACACGCCCGCCGCAUCUUCUCCGAGUACCACAGAGUCCUCAAGACUCUGAGGCGCAGGGAUCUGCUGCUGGCUCCGCUGUGGGGCGGCAGCGGUAGCAGCAGCAGCAAAGGAGCUUGCGCGUCUUCUUUGUCUCAGGCGCUCGCAAAGUUGGGGCCAGAGGACGCCAGGUUGGCGGACUUGUGGGUGGCGGCAUACUUGGAUGACCCAGCGAGAGAGGGCGGCCCACUGGGGAGGCCCAGCAGCAGCAGCAGCAGUAGCAGUUUCAGCACGGGCAGACCGCACGAGUACUUGCUCCACUGCAAGGGCAUCAUCUUAAUGCAGCUGCGCUCGCUGCGCCGGCUGGCUCCGGUCUGGGCCUCGCGAGACCGGGCCUACCAGUACCAUCUGGAGGCAGUCUUGAGGGCGCAGAGGCCGACAGAGCUGAUGCCCUACUUGGCCGUUUUGUCUUCACUAGAGGCGGACCCCGAGGGCAGAUAUCCAGUCUCUGCAGCUUCUCUUCUUGAGUGUCUCCGCGAGCUGCACAUCCCGCAGCGCAUGGACCUGCAGGAGGGCCUGACGGGGCCCCUGCCGGUGACGCAGGGGGAGCUGCUGCAGUGCCUGGCUGCUGCCCACAGCCGCCGCACUGCGGAGCAGGCGGGGGGGGGCCCCCUGGGGCCCACAGGCCGCAAGUAUGCAGCUCGGGCUGUUUCCUCUUUGCCCACGUUGUCCACGCGGGGCCAGAGACACAAGCUGGUGUCGGCGCAGCUGGAGGCGGAGAUCACUUUGAAUCUGCAGCGCGUGGCUUCGAGGGCCUCCGAGGGUCUCUUCUCUUCUGCUGCAGACCCGCGGGAACGGCUCGCGGAGGCCGUGGGAGACCCCUCGCUGCUCUAUGCUGGCGAGCUGCUGGAGGUGGCGGAGGGGGACAACGGCAGUCCCCAGACUGCAGCGCAGCAGUGCGCCUUCAUCGAGCUGCAGCGCCUGAGCCAGUACUGGGCGGAGGGCAUGUUCCCGGAUGCCUGUGGCGACGAAGGCACAGCAGCAGCAGCAGCAGCAGCCCACCCCACAGGCCUUUCUUCUCCGCCCAGCCCCCCCCACUCCGUGGUCUCAGCCCCGGGGAGGGCCCCCGCGCCCUGCAGACUCACCCGGACGCGCAGCACCCCCUGCCCCUUCCCCGCUGCCGCUGAGGCCCCCAGCGGCCCCGACCCGCUGCAGCCCCUCUUCACCCCUCCUCUGGGGGGCAAAGCUGGAGAGGCCUGCACAAAGCAGACUGGCUAG
Messenger RNA from Eimeria tenella, 2328 nucleotides. RefSeq lists its product as uncharacterized. The record is from RefSeq and is a predicted model, not a curated record. Bases 1 to 2328 code for a protein of 775 amino acids. The transcript has 4 exons. NCBI's taxonomy places the organism in Eukaryota, Apicomplexa, Conoidasida, Eucoccidiorida, Eimeriidae.